AUGGCUAUCAGCGGUGUCCUUGUAAACGUGCACGACCCUGCCCUCGUGUUGGCGAUGACCAAAGACGGCAAGGUCGAAGGUCAGAGCUUCAACCAUACCGAAAAUCAGAGGUGGAUCGCGCAGUUCAAGUAUGACAGACCAACGGAGACGCGUCUGUGGUCGGUCCAGAACAAGGAUACUGGAAAUUUCUUGUCGUGGAACUCGAGCAUGCAAGUCCUCAUGAGCGACACUCAACACUGGUGGAAAUUGGCCGUCGUAGGCGCGAAUAUCGGAUUCCAAGUCCCCCAUGCGUCCGAGGAUGAUCAAAGCUACUACACUUUGGAGCUUGAAGACAAUGCAUCGGUGACGUGGCCCGUUGACCGUGGUCACCCUCAAGAAACAGGCGGGGGAGCUCAUCAGCAGGCAGCUGUGGCAUACCCUGGAUGA
Molecule: messenger RNA, 426 nt
Organism: Suillus fuscotomentosus
Lineage: Eukaryota; Fungi; Basidiomycota; Agaricomycetes; Boletales; Suillaceae
Exons: 5
Coding region: 1-426 (141 amino acids)
Source: RefSeq, a predicted model, not a curated record